Trypanosoma brucei brucei TREU927 is the source of this 1683-nucleotide messenger RNA. RefSeq lists its product as hypothetical. The transcript has a single exon. Gene Ontology annotation, molecular function: nucleic acid binding. The coding region runs from base 1 to 1683 and encodes 560 amino acids. NCBI's taxonomy places the organism in Eukaryota, Euglenozoa, Kinetoplastea, Trypanosomatida, Trypanosomatidae. The record is from RefSeq and is a predicted model, not a curated record.
AUGGAGGGCACUGGCGGUAAAGUUAAGGGACUAAGCUCAUUGGAACUCAAGGCUUUGAGUGUGCCCUUUGCGUUGCGUUUCCUUCUGGGUGUGGAGUGUGAUGUUGUAUUAUGCGUUACAGAGGUGGGAAAUCGGCGACCCUUCUCCAUUAGAUUUCCGAGCCUUUCCAAUGCAUUCAAAGAGUUGUUGCAGUUGUGCGCCUUACGGUAUGACCUCUCUUGUGAGCAUUAUGACGAUCACAGCCUCUUUACGGGAAUUCUAAAAUUCCCAAUACUUCGGUACAUUGACUACAUACCAGGUGCUUUACAUAUGGAAGAAGUCCUCGGGUGCUUAGGCGUGGAAUCGAUAAGGUCACCGAAGCGUUUGGGAGAAUCCCUCCAUGAAUUUGUGGCGUCCUUCAUCGACUACAAGGACUACCAGCCAGACGCGGCACUUGAUCCGUUGAAUAACGGACUGUAUUUAACGUUAGACUACGGCCUUUCCACAGCCACGCACAGUCACCUUGUGGAAAUACAGUUUCAUAGGGGAUGGGAUGUUGAUGCAGCUCUGCGAGAGUUUGAGGAAUUUAGCAGGUUGACAGCAAAUGAUAUCCGCUUCAUCGAUGAAAACAAUAGAGGAAGAGGUGGUGUGCUCGUAAUGCCAUCAACACAAGACGCAUCAGAUUUGUUUGAGCGUUAUGAGGACGAGGACUCCGAUGACGAAGGUGAAUUGCUACCUUUUGUGCUUCGUCCUGUAGCCCCAAUGGUGCCUGUUCCAUCGGUGGAGGAUUCAACACUGAGAAAACACCGUGAGCAGUACUGGAAGGAGAUUGAAACCUUCUGGAAGCGUUUCCCGAUAUGGAGUAAUACUGUGGUUGUUUCCAACCUCUACGAUGGCGCUACACUGGAGGACGCGCUUCGGUUGUUUGAUGGACUUGCCAUUGCAAAAGCCACAAUGGUGGAAUGCGACACCCCCGCGCGCCGGCGGAAGUUGUAUGUAACGUUUGAGACAUCUGCCGUGGCGCGCACGGCUUUGUCGUCGGACAGCAUGAGCACGAAAGGAAAAACUCUCCGAGUUCAAGUUUCUCCCCCGUUCCUUAAUGAGGAGAGACGCGGCCGUGUGAUUGAAACGAUUUCUUCGCCCACCUCAUCUCCAUCAUUGCGUAGUAAAUGCUAUCCCACCGGACUCACUGGCUCUCCUAACUGCACUACAGCAGAACCUGAGGGGGUACACAAUGAACGGAAAGAGACAGAAGGUCGUCGGCGGGAUGCACACGCCGUAUCGGGCAAAAGUAGAGACUCUGCGCCCGCGUUAGUGAAUACUGAGUCUAAACAUAACGCGUAUACAACGCCCAAGUUGAAACCCAAGACACCGGAUGUAAUGUGUCAAAGCCCUUCACCGGUAUCGUCAACCAUGAAUGCAAACGCCAGAGAAUUUGUCCCUUCGUCUGCCUUUCAUGCAUCCACUCCGACUACGAGCGCAUAUGUCUCACCUGUGCCUUUAGUGUGUGUGAGUGAAGUCCUUUUGUCUCCUCCUGCGUAUUCUCUUCAUGGAAGUUCUGUACGGCAGGACGUUGGGUUGGGUGGGGGGCCUCCGCCACCUCCACCGCCGUACACUGCGCCUCCUCCAUAUGGCGUUGCUGCGGUGCAAACUGUUGGUAUGUUUCCAUCUCACGUGCUUCCCCCACCGCAUCAGUCAGCAUAA